AUGCAUUCAAUUGCAUUUCGAAUAUUAGCGGAGGAUUUGGCUCAAGAACAUGAGCAAGAAAUUUUGCAACAGAGGAUCAAUCGGAGAAACUUUCGAGACGCAGCAAAUCCACUUGAACUGCCUAAUUUCUUAUUUCAAAAAUAUUACAGAGUAAAUAAACCAGCGUUUAUUUACCUGUUAGAGGAACUACAACCAGCAAAGAAGCAGUUUGCAGUUGCUCCAAUUGUGAAAUUGAGCGCUUGUUUGCGUUUCUUUGCUGAAGGAGCUUAUCAGACAGGUGUUGGAAAAGACCACGAUGUCGCUCUAACUCAGCCUACCUUCAGUAAAGUGCUUUCUGAAGUUCUGAACAUUUUUGAAACGCAUUUGUGUCCUAAAUGGAUAAGGGUUCCAAAGACAUCGGAGGAAAAAAGAAAAAUAGCUGCAGCAUUUUAUGUUAAGCAUAACAUUCCCGGUGUUAUAGGAUGCAUAGAUAGAACGCAUGUUCGGAUUAUUGCUCCCAAAGAAAAUAAACAUAUUUACUAUAAUAGAAAAGGAUAUUAUAGUUUGAACGUCAUGCUUGUAAGUUGA
This is a messenger RNA of Teleopsis dalmanni, 567 nucleotides long. RefSeq names its product putative nuclease HARBI1. The transcript has 2 exons. Bases 1 to 567 code for a protein of 188 amino acids. NCBI's taxonomy places the organism in Eukaryota, Metazoa, Arthropoda, Insecta, Diptera, Diopsidae. The record is from RefSeq and is a predicted model, not a curated record.